CCGGAACCUCGAAACCAUCAUCGACCUGUGAAGAAACACCCCACGUCCUAAAGCGUCCAAUCGCUCUGCGAUCAUUACCUCGUUCCCUCGAAACACCGACCAAAAGAAAAAAGCAUCGUCAACGCCAUGGGCGCGGCCAAAGGCAUUGCCCUUCGGGGCUUGAUGUUCCUCUUGCGAGCCAUUCAGUUCUGCUGCGCCGCGAUCGUGCUCGCGCUCUUCUCCUACUUUCUCGCGACUCUUACCAACCAUAAUAUGCACAUCCCUACUUGGGCACGGGCGGUCGCAGGCAUCUCUGGCGUUGGUGUCCUCUACACUAUCCUUGCCCUGCUCAUGCUCUGCUGCGUACCCGGCCGCUCAUUCCCGUCAUUCAUCACGAUGGUCCUCGAUGUGGCCUUCAUCGGCGGCUUCAUUUACAUUGCUACUGCGAACCGCGGCGGGGCGUCGUCUUGUAACGGGGAGGUCGACACGGUGUAUGGCAAAGGAGAUGCGAAUACCAAUGUGGUGGAUAACGGCAGCGGCGGGUUUACGGCGCUGCCUAGUUUGAGGACGGCUUGCAAGAUGGAGUCGGCAUGUUUGGCAGUAUCGAUCGUUGCAGUCAUCUUGUUCGCCAUCACUCCGUUCGUUAGCCUGGCCCUCGUUCGCCACCGCCGUAAGGAGGCGCGCUUCGGCCCGUCCCCGGCCAACAACUACACCGAGGGCUACGGCCGCCGCAAGCGCUUUAACUGGUUCGGCCUCGGCCGGAAGCGCACUGCACCGGUGGACGGCAUUCCGGAUCCCAACGCGCUGCCCCAGCACUCUACCCCGGAGGAUCUGCGCAAUAGCUAUGCGACCGAGCAGACCCGGGUGGGCAGCGGCGGCGGGUAUGGCGGGUUGGGCAACGGCUCGACCAAGUCACCGUAUGGCGCCGGCAAUGACAUUCCGCUCGGGAGUUACCCGAAUGGUAGUGCCGGGUAUCGGUAUGACAAUCCCGGUGUGUAUCACCGGUAAGAUGUCGAAACCGUGCUACUUGUGGUUCCGGGGCAAGCCGAUGAGACAGCAGCGGUUUAUUUGGACGAGAACGGUCGAAACUAUUUGCAU
Molecule: messenger RNA, 1077 nt
Organism: Thermothelomyces thermophilus ATCC 42464
Lineage: Eukaryota; Fungi; Ascomycota; Sordariomycetes; Sordariales; Chaetomiaceae
Exons: 3
Coding region: 127-987 (286 amino acids)
Source: RefSeq, a predicted model, not a curated record